Messenger RNA from Xenopus tropicalis (tropical clawed frog), 2208 nucleotides. RefSeq names its product CDC42 effector protein 3 (gene cdc42ep3). The transcript is spliced from 2 exons. Gene Ontology annotation, cellular component: endomembrane system; cytoplasm. Bases 643 to 1407 code for a protein of 254 amino acids. NCBI's taxonomy places the organism in Eukaryota, Metazoa, Chordata, Amphibia, Anura, Pipidae. The record is from RefSeq and is marked provisional.
CGAGCGAUUCAUUCACAACCGGCAUCUAAUUCAGAUUCCUUCCACUCCGACUGCCUGCGCUGCCACCCUUUUGCCUUAAACAGCCCCCAUAGUGCCGAAUACAGAGAACUUUGCAGGGUGAAUGGGCAAAUGCGGACCCUGCUUUCUUUUCUGACAGACCAAGGAGGCAUCUGGUAGCCGGGUCUGGGCGACUGAAGGACUGGCACAGGUGUAAAUGGUGCCGCGUCUCGGCUGGUGUAGAAGGGAGGUGUCUGGGAGCAGCUGCCCUUGUUCUGCUCCUUUUAACGCUGGGGUCUCUUUAAUCGCUGCCAGACAGAAGGAAGCUGCCGGCAAACUGAGCGAUCCAUCCCCACAUUGUAUUGGGAGAAUCGGGAUCGGGGAAGCGAUCUGAGCUGAGAGAGAAGCAUUUCCCUGGCACAGAGCGGUUUGCGGAAAGAAGCGAAACUUUAUGGAUGUGCUGCCUGCAGACGAAGUACGAGCUUGCACUUGCCACUAAGUGAGUUUCAGCCAACGUGUUGGGAGAAGUUUUUCUGCGUGACUUUAAGAGCAAACCAGAGGCUGGGAUAGUAAAGUGAAUGAUGUAAUCUAACAGAGAUAUAAAGCUGAUUUUAUUCAACAUCUACACGUUUAAUACCUUUCAAGAUGCCAGCGAAGACACCCAUUUAUCUUAAAACUGCCAACAGCAAAAAGGGGAAAAAAUUCAAACUAAGGGAUAUAUUGUCCCCUGACCUGAUCAGCCCACCUUUAGGGGAUUUCCGUCACACAAUACACAUUGGGAAAGAUGGGCAACAUGAUGUGUUUGGUGACAUUUCUUUCCUUCAAGGAAAUUUUGAGUUGUUGCCUGGCAACCAAGGGAAACCCAGAAACGGACAUUAUCAUGGACACGGUGAAUUUCUGAGGGCAAACAGCACGUGUGAGUCUGUGUUUUCUGAGACAUCCUCGCCUGUACUUAAAAAUGCAAUUUCUCUCCCUACAAUUGGAGGAUCGCAGGCCUUGGUUCUGCCUUUAUUAUCCACAGUGACUUUCAACUCUAAAAGGGAUUCCUUUAGCCCUUCAAGGUUACCCCGGCUGAGCUGUGAGCCUGUGCUAGAGGAAAAACUACUUGAGCAGAGCCAACCAUAUGAAAAUGGACACCAGUUUGAUCAUGAGUGGAAAGUAAGCAAUUCAGCUUCGUGUUCUACAAAUGGAAGGUCAAGCCAUUCUUCCAGCCUCUCAGAACCAUAUAAUGACUGGCAAGCUAGUGACUUGUUUGAAGAUAGCCAUAUUGCAUGUGAAAUAGAGAGCCCAGACAUGAAGCCAGAAGAGCCUCUUUCUGACCUGGCAAGUUCACUCCUCACCCUCCAACUUGACCUUGGCCCAUCUUUGUUGGAUGAGGUGCUUCAUGUAAUGGACAAAGGCAAGGCUUAGACAAUCAGGCCUUCCACACCUUACAGACAUGGUACAUAUAUAAAGUCUGUUACCCAUAGAUUUGAAUAAUUCAAAUAUUUUAUUGUUUACAUAUCUGCACCGCCGUAUUUCUUUCAUCAUCAGUAUAUAUACUAAAGAUUUCCUUUUCAAUCUUGGUAUUUGUGAGACACUUUAGAUACUUGUCUACUCUUUCAUAGUUUUUUUUUAUGUACGGAAAGAAUGAACUCUGAAGAAGAAAUGUAUAGUAAUAUAUUCCUUUGUUUGCAAGAAGGGAAGAGAAUGUAGACAGAUAAAUAUAUAGACCCAUGGUCCUCUCACUGUUGUUGAAUUACAGCACUAAGUAUCAUUACUUAUACAUUACGUGUGCCAUAUCAUCAGCUUCUGCUGCAUGCAUCAGAAAGUCUUUGGAUGGACCAGGAAUCACCAUGCUGCCAUGUUACAGCUCACAGAGUUUGCCUGGAGCCCCAUAGACUUUAUGUCCUGGUCCCAGUAUAUAUAUUUUAGCCAUUAAAGUUCUGCUACGCAGCACAUAACUAAAUUAUUUUCAUUUAAAUAUCCUUUAUGUGCCUUUGUAUUUUUACAACAAAGCUUGUAUUUUAUAGAUAUCCCAUCACCAUUUUUUUAUCGCUUUCACAUUUUUCAUCGCAGGUUCAAUGUAUAUUUUUGUGACAGUUUGAGAAAAUAUGUAUUAUACUUUUUUUCUUAUCUAUGUCCUACAGAUGUAUGAGGCAAUAUAUGUUUCAUAUGUAAGCAAAGCACUGGUUUCUCAUAUUGUUAAAUAAAAUAAUUGAUGCUAAAGCA